This is a messenger RNA of Oncorhynchus masou masou (cherry salmon), 1474 nucleotides long. Its product is annotated as small ribosomal subunit protein mS27-like. Gene Ontology annotation, cellular component: mitochondrion. Lineage: Eukaryota; Metazoa; Chordata; Actinopteri; Salmoniformes; Salmonidae. The record is from RefSeq and is a predicted model, not a curated record.
AUGGCAGAAAGUUUGUGCUUGGACUAGUUGUUGUGAAAGUAAAGCUUUAUGUGAGUAUGCCAUUCGACAGCAUUGAUGGCCGCCUUGAUGGACAGGAUUUAUGACCGAAACUUCCCUGUCAGCUCUCUGACAAUAUCACGGUUUGUUGACAACAUAUCGUCAAGAGAAGAGGUUGAUCAAGAAGAGUACUAUCUUUAUAAAUUUCGCCAUAGCCCAAACUGUUGCUACCUCAGAGACUGGACCGUCCACAGCUGGGUGAGACAGUGUCUCAGAUACGGGGCCAGAGACAAGGCCUUACACACCCCCAAGAACAAGGUGCAAUAUGUAAUGUUCCCAGAUGAUUUCACAUGUAACCUGCUGAUAGAUUCCUUCAUUAAAGAUGAAGACUUCAAAGGUGCCUGUUCUGUCGUGGAAGAGGUGAUGCUUCAGGAGUCUUUUGAUCUACCAUCAACACAGAUCCUGUCCAUGUAUGCACUGAGCAGUUACCUAGCAACCAAACCAGAGCUCAGUGUGUCAGAGCAGAGGUCUCUGGGAGCAGCACUGCUGAUAUGUGAUCUGAAGCAGGACAAUUCUACAGGCCUCAGCGCUCAACUGUUGGGUUGUGCUCUGCUAGGUAAGGUGGAGAUGGCAUUUGGGAUCCAUGCUGUGUUCAGGGGCAUGCCUCUGAUGUGGACCCCAGGGAAUCUGGGCCGGGCCCUGGCCAUUAUGGAGAGGGUAGCUGCCACUCCUGGAGAUUCAAAACUAUCAAAGGAUGCCGUUGAUUACCUGGGGGGCCUGCUACAUGACCUCUCCUCUGCCUUGGACUCCAAGUCGGAGGAUGAGUUAGGAGGAGAGGAGGAGGGGAAGAAGGAAGAGGAGGAUGAAGAUGAAGACGACCAGGCAGAGAGAGAAAAGCUACCGCUCUAUGCCAGCAGGUUCAAGGAGCUGAGUGGGCAGCUCCAGUCUGGGGGUAAGGUGGACCCUAGUCCCCUGCAGGUGCUGGUCUCCAGCCUGGUCCAGCAGGGCCUGGCCUCAGCAGAGGGCCCUGACAUGGAGCAGUACCAGAGGAUGGUACGGGAGUGGGAGGCAGAGAGGCAGCAGCUCAUCAGAAGAGAGAAGGAGAUGAGGGAGAGGGCUGAGGAAGAGAGAGAGGCCCGUCAGGCAGCCAAGGCAGCCGCACAAUAGCGCUGAACACACAGCUGGAUGGUGUUCAUGGUGCAUUUCUUUCAGUGUAUACCACCACAAGGCAUCCAUAAUAUUACUGGUACUUUUUCAUAACCUGUGUGGUCUCUACAUCGUCUGCAGUGAAACAUACAUGAAAAGUGAGGGUUGUUUUUGAAAUAUAUAAUAUAAUCUGUUGUCUCCUGAAAUCAGUUUAUUUCAUGUAACCUUUUUGUUGGUGUCUUUUGUACAAAUGCCAUUCACAGUUAGCAAUGUACCGUGAACAAGAUGUCAACUCCCCAUGAUAGAAAUUUGUCUGUAUUAAAUUAUCAUG